Molecule: messenger RNA, 1505 nt
Organism: Paramecium pentaurelia
Lineage: Eukaryota; Ciliophora; Oligohymenophorea; Peniculida; Parameciidae
Source: the annotation of a GenBank genome assembly
AUGGAAUAACAUUUCGAUUAAUUUCACGAGGAAUAAUGUGAGAUAAUAGAUGAACUAAAUUAGACUGGGAUUAAUAAAGAAAUAGCAUAUGAAGAAUUGAGUGGUGAUGAGGCUAUGGAGUAAUCCUUUAGUGUAAAUUCAUAAUAUAUGAGUCAUAAUCGAAAAGCUAAAACAAAUUUAUUUAUGACUAGUAUGAUAGUAACUAAAAGCAUAUUAGGAGUUGGAAUCCUUGGACUUGUAAAAAAUGCACAUCUAUUUAGCCUUACGUCACAUACAACUUUGGGUUACUAUUUACAAUAAUUUUGAUUAUAGCCUUUUAUUGGCAAACUUAAUACUGUACAAACAUGUUUUUGUAAUGUAAGAAUUUAUCAAGAAGAAGUAAUAUUUCAACAAUAGGAUUUUCUGCAUUUAAAUCUAAAGGUAUAAUAGUUUUCAUUAAUUUGAUAAUUAUAAUAAACAAUUUUGGUUUAUGUUUUGCAGAAAUGAUAAUAUAAGGAACAGCUAUUUAGAAUGUAGUGAAAUCUCUAUUUGAUGCUUAUGAUGGAGAAUGGUAUACAUAGAGAGUAUUUCUCAGUUCAAUAUCAGCAUUAAUAAUGAUUCCAAUGAUGAUUAUUAAGAAAAUUGAGAAACUUAAAUUUGCUGGUGUAACAGCAAUUUGUGCAAUGAGUUUAUUUUGCAUAACUUUGAUUACUAGUUUUAUAAGUACAAUGAAAAAUGAUGGUUUGGCUGUUGGAUUUAAUAUAUUACCUUAUGAUUUUACAUUUAUAAAAGCAUUUGGAGCAUUUCCUACUUUAUUAUUAGCAUAUAAUUGGGAAUUCAAUUUAUUUCCUGUUGCAAAAGGUAUGGACAAACCAAAUGAUAAGAAAGUUAUGAAAGCAUGUUCUUUUGGAAUGAUCAUUGCAACUUUUUUCUAUUUAAUGGUAGGUAUAAUGGGUUGUGCUAUUUAUGGUAAAGAUUCAUAAACUAAUUUUUUGGCAAGUGUUACAAAAGAAAAGAUGGGAGAUAUAUAAUUUUAUUUAUUAAAUGGUUCAUUUUAUAUAUCAACUGUAUUGACAACUCCUUUGGUAUUCUUUGGAGCAAGGAAUAAUUUUUUAUAAUUAAUAAAAGGGGAAAAGAAGAAUAAAGUGAAAGGUGUCAAUUUUGACUCAUUAGAUGAGAAAGAGGUUGCUUUAUUGAAAAAGUAAAAGAAAAAGAGAUAAUAAUCAACUAAAUAUAUGUAUUAUAUUUGGUCUAUUGGAUUAUUUGUAAUAAUAACAAUUGGAUCAAUUUACAUUCACUCCUUAGAAAUUGCAUUUAAUUUUGUUGGAUCUGUAUCAUCUAAUUCUAUUGGAUGUGUAUUACCUAGUCUCUUUUUAUUUAUGUUAAUGAAAGAAUACUAUAAAAAUAAAUAGAUGACAAAGAUGGAAAGUUUAUAAGAGAAUUUAGCAAAGAUAUUCUUUGUAUAUUCUAUAAUAAUGUCAUUUGUAUGUUUGACAAGUGAAAUUCUGACAACAAUUUAUGAAUGA